Messenger RNA from Onychostoma macrolepis, 724 nucleotides. It is a transcript of the gene fgf21, whose product is annotated as fibroblast growth factor 21. The record is from RefSeq and is a predicted model, not a curated record. Gene Ontology annotation, cellular component: cytoplasm. Lineage: Eukaryota; Metazoa; Chordata; Actinopteri; Cypriniformes; Cyprinidae. The transcript is spliced from 4 exons. The coding region runs from base 1 to 630 and encodes 209 amino acids. Gene Ontology annotation, biological process: cell differentiation; positive regulation of protein phosphorylation; regulation of cell migration. Gene Ontology annotation, molecular function: growth factor activity; fibroblast growth factor receptor binding.
AUGCUUUUUACCUGUUUUUUCUUUUUUUUUGCUCUGUUUCCUCCUCUUCAUUGGUGUAUGUACGUUCCUGUACAGAACGUGCUUCUGCCGUUCAGCACACAAGUCAGGGAACGCUUGCUCUACACAGAUAACAGAAAGUAUGGGCUGUUCCUUGAAAUGAAACCUGACGGCUCCGUUAUAGGGUCUCCAGUAGAGAAGCUCAACUGUGUUUUCAGCUUGCGUUCAGUGAAAGCAGGGGAGACGGUCAUCCAGAGUGAGACUACAUCUCUCUUCCUCUGCGUGGAUGAUAAUGACAACUUGAAAGGACAGCCGCAUUACACUGAAGGAGACUGCACCUUUCAGGAAUUGCUGCAGUCAGAUGGAUAUUCUUUUUUCCUUUCUCCACACAAUAAGAGACCAGUGUCGCUCCUCUCAAAGCAGUCUGGGCAGAAACACGGUGCCCCACUGACUCGGUUCCUCCCUGUUAUGAAUACUCAGUUGGCAAUGGCGGGGAAAGGAGAGGACAGCCAGAUACAGGAGGUGAAACAGUAUAUUAAGGACAUAAACCUGGACUCUGACGACCCGCUAGGAAUAGGACAUCAGUCACAUAUUCAGACUGUCUUCAGUCCCAGUCUGCAUACGAGGAAAUGAGGACUGGAGAACAUCAGUUAUGGAGGCAUGCUUUACAUUAUCACCGGACAGCAAGGUUUAAAAAAUGUUUUGUUACUGUAUUUUUUCUUUGCCU